Rubroshorea leprosula is the source of this 636-nucleotide messenger RNA. The record is from the annotation of a GenBank genome assembly. NCBI's taxonomy places the organism in Eukaryota, Viridiplantae, Streptophyta, Magnoliopsida, Malvales, Dipterocarpaceae.
GGAGGAAGGCCGUAAAUCUGGAUCCAAAAAGCUACUUCGAAUAGAUCAUCUCGACGCACCUGUCUCCCUGGCUCCGUUGCUUGUAGCACCAUCACAUGAUUUACAAAAUACCACGGACCAUUGGUAAGUACUCGUUGCAAGUCAACUGGGUGGAAGAAGUAGAAAGCGAAAAGGUUAUCGCCCAAGAUUCUCAUGUGCAUUCCUUUAACUGGCCGCCAAAUCUCUGCAAGGGUGCGCUCCAUGGCUUCCAAGUUAUACCUCUUUUGGAUGAGUACAGUACCAACCAGGCACCACCUUGUUUCCCCGCCAGCCGGCUCAGAUAUCCAUCUCCCUCAUCUAGUGCCAGAUCUACCUCCUCGUCCUUCGUCAACGAUAGUCCCAUCUCCAAAGCUCGCGCAAGGGCACCAACGCUUGAUUCUGCCAUCGCUACGCUGUUCGUUGCUCGUGAUUGUGCUAAUAGAGAUUGAGAUGAAAACAAAUGCUGAAAAAACGGCUCCCACACAAAGGAGAGAAAAAAACACUCCCACAAAGGAGAGAAAAAGUUUCUCUGUUAUUAUUACGACUUCAAACUCAUGUACUUUGAUGCUGUUAAAAACAAUUAUAAAUGGUUGCAAGUAAUAUAGUUAUUAGAUGCAC